Exophiala dermatitidis NIH/UT8656 is the source of this 2184-nucleotide messenger RNA. RefSeq lists its product as uncharacterized. The coding region runs from base 19 to 1410 and encodes 463 amino acids. The transcript is spliced from 2 exons. The record is from RefSeq and is a predicted model, not a curated record. Lineage: Eukaryota; Fungi; Ascomycota; Eurotiomycetes; Chaetothyriales; Herpotrichiellaceae.
ACCAGACGUAUACACUGUAUGUACCAGUACCCGACACACCUCGAUUGUCCCAACAUCGACACCAUCCUCUCCGCUCCGGUCUUGAGAUAUCUUCUAGCCAGUCCAACUUGCCGUCGUGAAGCCAUGGCUCCCGGUAAUGCACGCAAGAGAAAGUCGGACGAGAUGGAGGAGACCCCACGCGCAGUUACGCCCACAGGCAGUCCAGUACACAAGAAGAUGAAGAUCACGCAGACGCAGAAGCAAGCAUUGAUGGACAACCUACAACUCGAAAUAACCGAACGAGCUCGACAGCUCCGGGCUGGAUAUGCACUCCAAUGCGCCGACCUACGAGCUCGAAUCGAACGACGCGUCAACCGAAUUCCAAUUGCUCUGCGUAAAAUGACCAUGAGAGAAUUGAUGGACCAGCAUGACGCCGCCCGAAAGAAAACUACGACACAGUCCAAAAUAAACAGCAAGUCAUCGCCAUCCAAAACAGGCACUUCAGUAGCCGACGAAAGACCACUUCCCCCGCUGCCGCAACAUCAGCAGAAAGAACAGCGAUCAAAACCGACCUCACCUAUACGUCCACAGCCUCAAGCAGCCGCCCCUCGAGGCAGGAAACGCAAGAGCUCCGACAUCCACAUUGCGUCCGACAAGGAAAACGAGGCGAUUGACUCGUUACCCGUUGCGAAGAACAACAAGCGCGUCAAAGCUGGAACCGCAACUGCAGCUGCAACGCGCACUGUGUCCCGAACAGGGAAGAACGCGUCGGUAUUAUCUCCCAGAUCGAACAAUUCCAGGACGCUCCCUCGAUCACCCGUCAAGGAUUAUCCCACGGCCGCACCGUCGUCUCCAGCCAAGAGCAUGAUUGCGCGGCCCAUAUCACCGUUGAAACCCACAUCUCCUCUCAAGACAGCCGCGACUGCCGCGACCUCGGCCAUUUCGGCAUCUGUGCAUGGGAUGAUUGAACACGCCAAGCGGGGCACCACGUCCAGACUCGCCAGGACGGCAUCUAAGGAGAAACAGCCUGUUACUGCUGCAACUUCGAAGGGACAAAUGCUGCCGCCGCCACGCCCUGGCGCAGGUACAAUCACAGUGUCAGGAACCGGACAGGGACAGUCCUCGCCCCAACGUGCAUUCAGCCAAACCAGCACCCACAGCGCCACGACCGAUGUCUCCACCGCGUCAAGCAGCACGACCGUAGUCAAGCCAAAGCGAGGGGGCCGAGCUGGGGCCACUGCCACCACAGCGGCCAAGACAGCGGGACAGCAGCAGCAACAAUCACAAAAGAGUCCCGGCGCGACCAGAAGAGGUGUUGCAAAGGCAGCCAGUGCCGCCAAGACAGCAUUGAAGCGGAACAACACGACAGCCAACAAGAAGGUGGCACCCGAGCCCGCUGCGCCGCGGAGGAUCUUGAGGAAGAGAAACUGAACAAGUGCAACUAGUAAACGAUGGUUCUGGAACGGUUUACGAUGCUUAAACGGGGUUAAGAACGGGAAGUCUUGAGGUGUAUAUGAUUUCAAUGCUGGAGUCAUGGUUCAAUCUGAUAUGGAGAAGAAGAAGAAGACUUUGGAGCUUGAAUCGGCCAGGACGAGACUGAGGUCAUUGAACCACUUAUUUUUUCUUUCUUUUUUCUUGAAACGUCAUGCAAGCGAGGGGCGGGCAAGCCAUCAUCGGUUUUGGGUUCAUUGCCGCAGAGGAUUUGAUUCUUUCCACGUUGUCCCAUGGAAGGGCGAAGCCUGUUGGGGCUAGGGCACGAUGUGUGUUUGCUUCUUGUUCACUACCAGUGUUGUUUGAGUUGGAGUUUCAAAUUCAACCAUGAGAGACGACGCGCGAACGAACAUGAUGUUGAUUAAUCGUCCCGCCCCACUGCAGUAGAUGUAGCUUGGACGUAGGCAUUGGAGUCUGAAGGUUGGUUCUGUGUUUCUGUCUCUGUCUUUGGAUCGAGUUCGUUGCUUUCUCCGUUUUAGGUGGGUUAUCCAUAUCGCGUACAUAAACUCGAACAGUAACAACCUCUCAGUCCCGAUCGACCAAAGAUGGACGUUUUACCUGUUGUGCUAACCUAUCGGUCUUGUCUCAACUAUGCAUUUGUUCAGCUGCAGUGUUUCAGCAACCAUCACAUGGAAUUGAAUCGACUGUGAUGGGUAGCAGGAGGAAUAGAUAGAGUACCAAAAUAUUACUGUGGGACAUAGUAUAUUUACUGGA